This is a messenger RNA of Clonostachys rhizophaga, 2022 nucleotides long. The record is from the annotation of a GenBank genome assembly. NCBI's taxonomy places the organism in Eukaryota, Fungi, Ascomycota, Sordariomycetes, Hypocreales, Bionectriaceae.
AUGGAGUCCUCCAGAGGCCCUCCCCGGGUCAAGAACAAGGCCGCAGCGCCUGUGCAGAUCAGCGCCGAGCAGCUUCUGCGCGAGGCCGUCGACCGACAGGAGGUUUCCCUCCAGGCGCCCGCCCAGCGCUUCUCUGAUCUCGAAGAGCUGCACGAGUUCCAGGGCCGCAAGCGGAGGGAGUUCGAGGACUACGUCCGUCGCAAUCGCGUCAACCUGAAUAACUGGACGCGGUAUGCCCAGUGGGAGUUGGAGCAAAAGGAGUUCUCCCGCGCCCGGUCCAUCUUUGAACGCGCGCUCGAUGUCCACCCCCAGUCCGUGGUGCUAUGGGUCCGCUACAUCGAGUCCGAGAUGAAGUCGAGGAAUAUCAACCAUGCCCGGAACCUUCUCGAUCGCGCCGUCGCGCUGCUCCCCCGGGUCGACAAGCUGUGGUACAAAUAUGUCUACAUGGAGGAGAUGCUCGGCAACAUUGCCGGUACCAGGCAGGUUUUCGACCGCUGGAUGCAGUGGCAGCCGGACGAGGCUGCCUGGAGCGCUUACAUCAAGCUCGAGAAGCGAUAUGGCGAGUACGACAGGGCGCGUGAGAUCUUCCGCAACUUCACCAUGGUCCACCCGGAGCCGCGCAACUGGAUCAAGUGGGCCAAAUUCGAAGAGGAGAAUGGAACGAGCGACCUGGUGCGGGAGGUGUUUGGGGAUGCCGUGGAGUCGCUCGGCGACGACUUUGCGGACGAGAAGCUCUUCAUCGCAUACGCCCGGUUCGAGUCGAAGCUCAAGGAAUAUGAGCGCGCCCGUGCCAUUUACAAAUAUGCCUUGGAUCGCCUUCCUCGAUCCAAGUCGAUGGUCCUGCACAAGGCAUAUACGACGUUCGAGAAACAGUUUGGCGACAAGGAUGGCGUUGAGGAUGUUGUCCUAUCCAAGAGAAGGAAACACUACGAGGAGCAGGUCAAAGAAAAUCCAAAGAACUACGAUGCUUGGUUUGACUACGUCAACUUGGAAGAAACCUCGGGCGAUUUUGAAAAGAUUCGCGACGUCUACGAGAGGGCUGUUGCCCAAGUUCCACCAACCCAGGAGAAGCGUCACUGGCGACGGUACAUCUUCCUCUGGAUCUUCUACGCCAUCUGGGAGGAGAUGGAAGGCAAGGAUAUUGAGCGGACGCGGCAGAUCUACACUACCUGCCUAAACCUGAUACCCCACAAGAAAUUCACAUUUGCCAAGGUCUGGGUGUUGGCCGCCCAGUUCGAAAUCAGGCAAGCAAACCUCGCUGCCGCGAGGAAACUACUCGGCCGGGCCAUCGGCAUGUGCCCCAAGGACAGAUUAUUCAACGGGUACAUCGAGCUCGAGCGCAAGCUGUUCGAGUUCGUGCGAUGCCGCACCUUGUACGAAAAGCACAUCGAGUACAACGCGGCCAACUGCCAGACCUGGAUCAAGUUUGCCGAGCUCGAGCGCGGCCUGGACGACAUUGAGCGCGCGAGGGCCAUCUUCGAGCUCGCCGUCAACCAGCCCUCGCUCGACAUGCCCGAGCUGCUGUGGAAGGCCUACAUCGACUUCGAGGAGGAGGAGGGCGAGUACGACAACACGCGCGAGCUGUACGAGCGCCUGCUCGACAAGACGGACCACGUCAAGGUCUGGAUAAGCUACGCACACUUCGAGAUCAACCUACCCGAGGGCGAAGAGGAGGAAGAAGAGGAGGAGGACCGCCCGGUCAGCGACGAGGCCAAGGCCCGCGCGCGGAAAGUCUUUGAGCGCGCGCACAGGCGCAUGCGGGACAAGGACCUCAAGGAGGAGCGCGUCGCCCUCCUCAACGCCUGGCUCUCCUUCGAGAACGAGCACGGCAGCCCCGAGGAGGUCGAGGGCGUGCGCAAGCAGAUGCCCCGCACGGUCAAGAAGCGCCGCCAGCUCGAGGACGACACCUGGGAGGAGUACAUGGACUACGUGUUCCCCGCCGACGACCAGCAGGCCAAGAACCUGUCCAGCAUCAUGGCCAUGGCGCAGAAGUGGAAGCAGGCCGGCGGCGACUUGUCUUGA